AUGUCAUAUGAUUUGAAUAUCCCAUGGCCAGUGAGCUCUUAUGAUAAGAAACCAACACCACAAGAAUUAACAAAUUUCAAAAACACCAUAAUCACAAAUUAUUCACUUGGUAUUACACAUCAAGUUUUAAAUUUCAUUAUAACGGAUUCAAUUAAAAUACCAAUUAAUUCAAAUAAUAAAAAUGAUAUUAAUCCAAUACCUAUAGAUUCAUUAAUUAAAGAAUUUAAACCUAAAUUUCCAAAACUUCGAUUAUUUACAAGAAUUACAUUAAUUAUAAAUGAUUGUUCUAAAAUUCCUUCAAUACCUAAAUUAACCAAUAAUUUUGAUAUAAUUUCAAUACAACCAAAUAAUGAAAAAGUAUUUCAAUCAAUAGUAUUAAAUUUAGAAAUUGAUUUAAUAUCAAUCAAUUUAUCAAAUAAAUUAAAUUUUUAUCUUAAAUUUAAAACUUUACAUACAGCAAUUGAAAAAGGUAUUAAAUUUGAAAUUAAUUAUAGUCAAUUAAUAUCAGGUAAUCAAGGGUUUUUAAAUAAUGAAACUAAUUCAAAUUUAAUUAAAAAGAAUUUUUUCAAUAAUGUAUUACAAUUGAUUAGAGGUACUAGAUCAAAUGGAUUGGUUAUUUCAAGUGGGGCUCAAAAUCCUUUACAAUUGAGAAAUUUGAAUGAUAUUUUAAUAUUAUUAUCAACUUUGGGUUUAGAUAAGAAUAAAUCAAGGAAAUUUAUAACUGAAAUGCCUGAAAAAGUAUUGAUUAAUGGUAAAUUAAAAUCAAAAAGUCAUAGGCAAACUAUUGUAAUUAAUGAUGAUGAAAAGUUUGUUGAAAAUUCAAAUGGUGUUGGGUAUAAAAAGAAAUUGGAAGAUUCAAGUUCAGGCAGAUUAUUGAAAAAGAGAAAACUUGCGACUAACAGUUAA
Molecule: messenger RNA, 906 nt
Organism: Candida tropicalis MYA-3404
Lineage: Eukaryota; Fungi; Ascomycota; Pichiomycetes; Serinales; Debaryomycetaceae
Gene: RPP1
Product: RNA-binding RNA processing protein
Exons: 1
Coding region: 1-906 (301 amino acids)
Biological process (GO): tRNA processing
Cellular component (GO): nucleolar ribonuclease P complex
Molecular function (GO): RNA binding
Source: RefSeq, a predicted model, not a curated record